AUGAAGUCGUUUUACACUUUGGCUCUCCUCAUCGCGGCCACCGUGGUCUCUGCCUCUCCCGUUCCUGUUGGCGAAUCCAAGCUGCUUGUCAGAGCCGACGCCGAAGCAUUGCCCAGAUUCAUUUUCUAUGUUGUUCCUUCAGCCACAACUGAGGACUAA
Messenger RNA from Paracoccidioides brasiliensis Pb18, 159 nucleotides. RefSeq lists its product as uncharacterized. The record is from RefSeq and is a predicted model, not a curated record. The coding region runs from base 1 to 159 and encodes 52 amino acids. The transcript is spliced from 2 exons.